Diplodia corticola is the source of this 2043-nucleotide messenger RNA. Its product is annotated as c6 finger domain protein. The coding region runs from base 1 to 2043 and encodes 680 amino acids. Gene Ontology annotation, molecular function: DNA-binding transcription factor activity, RNA polymerase II-specific; zinc ion binding. NCBI's taxonomy places the organism in Eukaryota, Fungi, Ascomycota, Dothideomycetes, Botryosphaeriales, Botryosphaeriaceae. The transcript has 2 exons. Gene Ontology annotation, biological process: regulation of DNA-templated transcription. The record is from RefSeq and is a predicted model, not a curated record.
AUGGUCUACUGUGGUCCGCCAAGCCGUGGGUGCGAGACCUGCCGAAAGAGAAAGAUCCGCUGCGACCAGCUCCCGCUCCCUGACGGCUGCUCCCAAUGCUCCAAGGCCAAGCGCCAGUGCCCGGGCUACCGUGACCUACAGCAGGUGCUGUUCCGCAACGAGAGCGCCAAGGUCGAGAGGCGCGUCCAGCGCAGCUCCCAGCCCAAGAAAAAGCAAUCCACCGCCCCCCCGGUCCGACAUCCAUCCGCGAACUCUUCUUCCUCUAGCUUCUCCUUCGCCCAUACCUAUCCUCAAGCCUUGGCUUCGUCCGAAGAUGCCCCCGUCCAAGAGAAAACCGACAGCAGCACCCUUGUCAUCCGCCGACCAGGCUGGGCAGGGAACCCAGGUCCGGCCAGAUUAACCAACACACGAGACGUCUUCGACCAUGGCACCGCCACCGGCCUGUAUGCCCUGGUGCCCUCGAUGGAUGACCGCGCCGCCGGCUUCUUCUUCUCCAACUUCUGCAACUAUGUAGUCUUCUCCGCUGCCGGCGACGCCGGCCCCGGCCCCGUAGCCCAGCCCGGCAUGCGCGCCGACCUGUGGCAGACCUCCAUCGACCCCCACCUGUUUACCAGCAUGAAAGCCGUGGGCCUGUACGGCCUGUAUCGCCACAGCCGCAACCCGGAGUUCGAGAAGCUGGCCUGGCGCCGCUACCUCGACGCCAUCCGCGUGACGAACGAGGCCCUGCGUAACCCGGCCGUGGCCACUAAGGAUAGCUCGUUGCUGGCCGUCAUCAUCUUGGGACUGUUCGAGAGCAUCAGCGGCCGCACCCGCCAGUCGCUGGAGGCGUGGGAGAACCACGUGAACGGCGCUGCCGCCCUGGUCAGCAUGCGCGGCCGGCGCCAGCUCGAGUCGGCCGUGGGCCGCCGGAUGCUCAUGCAGAUCACGUCGAGCCUGCUCAUCAGCUGCUUGCAACGCGACGUGCCCUUCCCCGAACCCAUCAAGGAGCUCAUGCUGGACGCCACCACCGACGGCCUCGUCGACCCGGCCAAUCCGCUGUACCGCCUGCGCGAGAUCAUGGUGGCCGUCGCCGACUUCCGCUCCGCCUGGCGCCAGGGUGCCGUGUGGGACUAUCGCGCUGUCGUCGUGCGCUCGCAAGAGCUGGACGGUGAGAUGGCCGCUCUCGUAUCCUCAUUGCCGCCGUCGUGGCACUACCGCGUCGUGCACACCACCGACGACCCGGAGAUCGUGGUCAACGGACACUAUCACGUCUACUCGAACUACUGGCAGGCCCAGGUGUGGAACAGCAUCCGCACCUGCCGCUUGCUGGUUCUGAACAUGAUGCGCCAGGCCCUCCUCGCCGGCUUCGCCCGCACCCCGCCCGUCUUCGACCAGCCGCAUGACAUGCAGGCUUUCGCCGAGUGCACAAACACCCUGUACCAGCUGCAAGCAGAGGUACAGGCCAGCGUGCCCCAGCACAUCGGCUACCUGUCCGCCGUGCGCCAGCGCGAGCGGUACGCCAAAUACAGCAGCAAAGCGUCCUCCCCCACAACCUCCAACACAUCGUCUUCCCCUCCAUCAUCAUCAUCACCAUCACCCGCCUCCUCCACCUCCUCCCCACCCACCCAACCCUCCGACGCCCCCUACACCCGCAAAACCCUCAUCACCCGCCUCGGCCUCCUCUCCUUCCCCUGGUCCGACUUCGCCCCCGAAACCACCACCUCCUCCUCGCACCUCUCGCCGCCCUCGCCCUCCCCCAACAACUCCACACCCUCCGACUCCGACGCGCCCCCCUUCUACGACGACCCCUGCUCCGACGACUGGCAGCUCGCGUCCACCCACCUCCCCGUCGUGCGCAGCUACGGCUCCGCCCUGCUGCUGUGGACCCUCUUCCUCGUCGGCAACCAGGACGUGACGACUCGCGCCACCCAGGCCUGGGCGGCCGCGACGUGCGCGCACAUCGGCGAGGCCAUGGGGCUGCGCCAGGCGAAUGUGCUGGCGGAUAUCUUGAAGGAGAGGAUCGAGAGGGAGGCGAGGGAGGGGGUUGUCAGGGGGGAGGGGUGA